AUGGCCGACUCCGACGGCGAGUACCAUGACAUGUCCGAUGACGACCUUCAAGUGACCAACGGCAAAGGCGCGGACGGCGGGAAGGGACGCGGCAAGAAAGGAAAGGGCAGCCACACCAAGGCUCGAUGGGAGGAUGUCAAGCGAAGCUGGGAAGAAGUCACAGAAGGCGCAGAUGGCAGUUUGGCGGUCGGCGCGAGCCUUGAGGCAGAGAAGAGGCGGAGGCUGCUCCGGGACACAACACCGCUGCAGCGCGGCAUCAUCAGACACUUGGUGCUGGUACUGGACAUGUCCUUUGCCAUGACGGAGAAGGACAUGCUGCCGAACCGCUACCGCGUCGCCUGGGCGUACGCCGCAGACUUCGUCAAGGAGUACUUCGAGCAGAACCCCAUAUCGCAGCUGGGCAUCAUCGGCAUGCGGGACGGCGUCGCGAUCCGGAUCAGCGACAUGAGCGGCAACCCCACCGACCACCUGGAGAAGCUCAAGACGUUUGAGGGGCAAGAUCCGUCAGGCAAUCCGAGUUUGCAGAAUGCGCUCGAGAUGUGCCGCGGCGCGCUAUUCCAUGCACCCUCCCACGGCACGCGCGAAGUGCUCAUUGUCUUCGGCGCCCUCCUUUCCUCUGACCCAGGCGACAUCCACGACACAAUAUCCUCCCUUAUCACCGACCGCAUCCGCGUGUCCAUCGUUGGCCUUGCGGCGCAGGUUGCCAUCUGCGCCGAAUUGUGCUCCCGCACUAACGCCGGCGACGACACGCAAUACAGCGUGUGCAUGAACGAUGCGCACUUCCGCGACCUGCUCCUCGCCGCGACGACGCCGCCCGUCACGCGGACCGCCGCCCAGAGCACCGCCUCGCUGCUCAUGAUGGGCUUCCCCUCGCGCACCCUCGCGCAGGGCGAGGCCACCGCCGUGUGUGCGUGUCAUAACAAGCCUGCCCGCGAGGGAUACCUCUGCACGCGCUGCGGCACUCGCGUGUGUCGCCUGCCCAUCGAGUGUCCCGCCUGCAGCCUGACCCUCAUCUUGUCGACGCAUCUCGCGCGCUCAUACCACCACCUCUUCCCGUUGAGGAACUGGGUCGAGGUGUCUUGGGCCGAGGCCGCCAAGUCAAAAGCCUGUUUUUCGUGUCUGACGACGUUCCCCGAUCCGCCCAAGGCGGGCAGGAAGAGGGAUAAGGAGAGGGACAAAGACGGAGUGCCCACAACGACUCCCGUGGCACCGACGGCGGUGAUCGCGUCGGAGCUCAAGGGCGUCAGCGAGAGCGGGCGGUACGCCUGCACGGUAUGCGGCAACCACUUCUGCAUCGACUGUGACGUUUAUGCGCACGAGGUCAUCCACAAUUGCCCUGGGUGCCAGAGCGACACCCGUGGGGCGCCGAUGGAGGUGGUAACGGAGACGAACGGGACACACGGGCACCAGACGAACGGGACGGCGAUGGCGGUGGAUCCAUGA
Colletotrichum spaethianum is the source of this 1443-nucleotide messenger RNA. Its product is annotated as general transcription and DNA repair factor IIH subunit ssl1. The record is from RefSeq and is a predicted model, not a curated record. Gene Ontology annotation, molecular function: zinc ion binding. The transcript is spliced from 2 exons. The coding region runs from base 1 to 1443 and encodes 480 amino acids. Gene Ontology annotation, cellular component: transcription factor TFIIH core complex; transcription factor TFIIH holo complex. Gene Ontology annotation, biological process: nucleotide-excision repair; regulation of transcription by RNA polymerase II; DNA-templated transcription. Lineage: Eukaryota; Fungi; Ascomycota; Sordariomycetes; Glomerellales; Glomerellaceae.